Cladophialophora psammophila CBS 110553 is the source of this 993-nucleotide messenger RNA. RefSeq lists its product as uncharacterized. NCBI's taxonomy places the organism in Eukaryota, Fungi, Ascomycota, Eurotiomycetes, Chaetothyriales, Herpotrichiellaceae. Bases 1 to 993 code for a protein of 330 amino acids. The record is from RefSeq and is a predicted model, not a curated record. The transcript is spliced from 3 exons.
AUGGUGCUACCCUUGACACUGGCGUGCUGGGACUACGACAGGGUGAAGGCGUUGGAGGAUGGAAGGGUACGGCCAGAGGGUAUCGCGCUCACCUUCCUCAACUACCGUGUGGAAGAGACAUUCUUUAGACAACUUCGUUUCCAGGAGUUUGAUGUCUCAGAGCUCUCGCUCUCGUCCUAUGUCUUGACCUUGAAUCAAGAUAAUCCACCUUUUAUUGCCUUGCCGAUUUUUCCCUCGAGGUUCUUUAGACAUCAAUCAAUGUACAUCAACACCAAUGCCGGUAUCAAGAAGCCAGCAGAUCUUAAAGGAAAGCGAAUUGGGAUACCGGAAUAUCAAAUGACGGCCGCAGUCUGGCAACGCGGGAUCAUGGCAGAAGAGUUCGGAGUCCCCAUCACCGAAGUUCAUUUUGUCACCGGCGCCAUUGAGCCCUCAGUCAACGAACGAAAGAGCAAAGUGCCUCACUCCUUGCCGCCAGGCGUGAAAGUGGAGUCCAUCAAACCGGGUCAAAACUUGUCGCAGAUGCUUGAAGACGGCGAGAUCGAUGCCAUUUUCAGCGCAUCAAAGCCCUCUAGCGUUGAUCGCUGCUCCCAUUGCACCUAUCUAUUCGAAGAUUUCAAGACCGCGGAAGCAGAUUACUAUAAACGGACGAAAAUCUUCCCCAUCAUGCAUGUCAUCGCAAUUAAGCGGGCCAUUUACGACGCCAACCCCUGGAUAGCGCGAACGCUCCAGAAAGCCUUUGCCAAAUCAUUGGACAUGGCCAAGGAAGCCUUGGAAGAGAGAUCUGCACUGCGUUAUAUGCUGCCGUUCCUCGAAGACCACAUGAGGGAAACCAAGCGCAUCAUGGGCGAAGAAGGCUGGAGGGAUGGCUUUCAUGAGAACAAGCACGUCAUCGAGAAGUUCUUACAAUAUUCCUAUGAUCAGGGGCUGGCUGCUGGGCUUUACAAGGCUGAAGACUUGUUUGCUCCCAACACUCUCGAACAGUUCGUGCUGUGA